ACAAAGAUGAGUCGUGUUCCAGGGAAGAUGAAGAAAGUGGCAGUUCCGCCUGACAGUUCAGAAGACGAUAAUUUUGACGAUAGUGAUGAUGACAGAGACUGGAUUCCUAACCAUACAAGUGCCAGUGAAUGUUCUACAGGCUCUGAUGUUAGUAGUAAUGAUGACAACGGUGAUACAAGCGAGGAAGAACUGCCACUACCUUCAUGUUCUUCAGGAAAAUCUCCUAAGCCUAAACAACACUGGUGGGAUGUACCAAAUAACCUGAGUGAAAAACCACAUCCUGUUUGGACAGGUAAUGUUGGUGAACCAAAUUUAUUGCAGUUUCCUGUAGACUAUUUUCGUUCUUUGUUUAAUGAGCAAAUAAUAGACAACAUAGUUCAAGAGUCUAAUUUAUAUAGUGUGCAGAAGAACCCUAAUAAGCCUUUGAACACCAACAGAAAAGAAAUAGAGCAGUUUAUGGGCAUAUGUAUUUAUAUGUCUAUAUAUGGUCUUCCUCGCAGUCGCAUGUAUUGGUCUAGCAACACUCGUGUUGAAAAAGUUGCCGACAUCAUGUCUCGCGGGCGGUGGGAAGAACUCAAAGCAAAUUUGCACUUCAAUGACAACUCAAAAUUACCAGCAGGGAAUGAUGGCAACAAGGACAAACUUUUCAAAAUCCGUCCACUUUAUGAAGCACUUUGUUGCAAUUUCAAAAAAUUGCCAAUGGAUGAACAAAUGCUUUGUGUAGACGAACAGAUAGUGCCAUUCAAGGGCCAAAGUUCUUUGAAACAAUACAACCCUAAAAAGCCUAGCAAAUGGGGAUACAAAAUCUUUGUGCUGGCUGAUUCCAAGGGCCUCAUCAGAAACAUGGAAAUAUAUUCUGGACAAACAGAAGCUGUUACCAAUUUACCUAAUUUGGGAGCAAGCUCAAAUGUAGUUCUAAGAUUAGCUCAGAUUGUGCCACAGAACCAAAACUAUUUGUUGUAUUUUGACAAUUGGUUUUCAUCACCGGGCUUACUUGUAACACUCGGAAAACUUGGAAUUGGAUCUCUCAGUACUGUGAGGCUAAACAGAUACUCUGGUCUAUCUUUUUCCAGUGACAAGGAAAUGAAAAAGAAAGGAAGAGGUUGCAUUGAAGAGAAAGAAACAAACAUUGAUGGUAUUGAUAUCAGAGCAGUAAAAUGGUGCGAUAAUCGUUGUGUAGUAGUUUGCUCAACUUUCGAAUCUGCAUAUCCUGUUAGCAAUGUGAAAAGAUAUGACAGCAAACAGAAGACUUCAAUUGAAGUUUCAUGUCCCAGAGCAGUUACCACAUACAAUAAAUUCAUGGGAGUUGUGGACCUAAUGGAUGCUCUAAUAGCACGUGACUGCGACUCCCAAAAUCUUUGCAAAAAUGACCGCCUGGAUCUUCUGUACUUCAGAACUUCUGUUGCUGAACUUCUCUGCAAGCAUGGCAUCGAUAUGAAGAAGCGUGGCAGACCAUCAUCUUCUCAAGCUGCAUUAGACCACGAGUACAUGCUGAAGAAGAAAAAGAAAUCUGCCGCUGUCCUGCCAUCAUUUGUGUUGAAGAGGGAUGGACUGCUGACGGUGGAUGCUGAUCCAGACAUCCUGAAGUAA
Messenger RNA from Bacillus rossius redtenbacheri, 1590 nucleotides. Its product is annotated as piggyBac transposable element-derived protein 2-like. Bases 7 to 1590 code for a protein of 527 amino acids. The transcript is spliced from 5 exons. NCBI's taxonomy places the organism in Eukaryota, Metazoa, Arthropoda, Insecta, Phasmatodea, Bacillidae. The record is from RefSeq and is a predicted model, not a curated record.